GAACAUUGUUGGCAAAGUUACUUCGCAUCUGCCUUGCGCGCACCGCUCCUCCUCUGCAGACCACCGCCGACCUCCGCCACUCCGCCCCGCCGCCGCGACUCCACUCCGCCCCUGGCAAGCGUGUGGACUGCACCUGCCCGCACUUGGGUAGGAGAUCCUUGUCCUCCAGCGUUUCUCUGGUUGGCUACCAGCAGCCAGCAGUCACCAUGGCAGCUCCGGCACAUGGGAUGCACAACCUGACCACGCUGAUCAAACGGCUGGAGGCCGCAACCUCGCGCCUAGAAGAUAUUGCUUCGUCCGCACAAAUACCCUACGACAACGACUUUCCCCAACAAAAUGUCGCCCGCGAUGGCCCAACUGCCGCGGGCACCAAGCCUUCCUCCAGCGCUCCUGAGCUCCCCAUCGUCACUCCAUCCUCCUCGCAGCAGACUGUCAAGGCAGCAGAGCCUCUUCCGCCCCGCAUCAGCGACAUGGACGAGCUGAUCAGCAGCGAGGUGAAUGCAUUUCUAGAGGCAGCUAAAGGGCUGGAUCCUUUGGUUGAAGAGCAGGCAGCAGCAGUCGCAAAGGGCUUUGCUGAUCAGAGGAGAUUCUUGUUGGUGACCACCAAGGCGAAGCGGCCGGAUCCGCAAUCGCAGACCUUCAUGGACCUGCUCAAAGACCUUCAGCAAGAUCUGGGCACGGCAGGAGACAUCAAGGAUAGCAAUCGUGGUUCGCCUAUGAAAGAGCACCUGGCCAUGAUCGCAGAAGGCAUCAGCACAUUGCAGUGGCUCGUCAUGGAUGGCAAGCCGGCAGAUGUCGUCGCUGAGAUGAUUGGAGGCGCUCAGAUGUACGGCAACAGGAUUCUCAAGACACACAAGGAGGGAGAUCAGGCACAUGUGACGUUUGUGCGCUCAUACUAUGCGCUGCUGAAUGCGCUCAAGGAGUACAUCAAAAAGCACUACCCCACAGGUGUGACAUGGAAUGCUGCAGGUAUCGAUCCAGCACAGGCGAUGCGCGAGGUCGAUGAGCGACCAACAACGAAUGGCACCGCUGCUCCUCCUGCUCCAGGAGGCGGACCAGCCCCUCCGCCGCCUCCACCCCCUCUGCCAAACUUCGACAAUGUGCAUCCUCCGCCUCCGCCGCCAGGAGGUGCGCCCGCGCCCGCAAAGAGUGGUGGAGAUAUGGGCGCAGUGUUUGAGCAGCUGAACCGAGGCGAGUCGGUGACAGCAGGUCUGAAGAAGGUGGACCGAAGCCAGAUGACACACAAGAACCCAUCAUUACGCGCAAGCUCUGCUGUGCCUGGCGAGGUCGCUCGGGCUAAGAGCCCUGGUCCUGAGAUCAAGCCCAAGCCGGGCUCCUUGCGACAGAACAGCACUUCCUCCGCCAAGGCCGCACCGAAGCAAGGCAAGAAAGAACUGGACGGGAACAAGUGGUUGGUCGAGAACUUCGACUCUCCAUCUGCGCCGAUCGAGAUCGAAGUCAGCAUGACCCAGUCCAUUCUGAUUAGCAAGUGCAAAAACGCCACCAUCAUCUUGAAGGGCAAGGCAAAUGCCGUGUCUAUCGACAAUUGCCCACGAUUGCAAAUUCUGGCCGACACGCUCGUCUCCUCCGUGGACGUAAUCAAGUGUCCCAACUUUGCUCUCCAGAUCACCAACACGGUUCCUACAAUCCAACUUGAUCAGGUCGACGGCGCGAGCAUCUACCUUGGUGCGGAGAGCUUGGCGACAGAGGUGUACACCAGCAAGUGCAGCUCUGUCAACGUUGUUCUGCCGCCUAAGGGAGACGAGGACGAUAGCACCGAGGCUCCUCUGCCCGAGCAGAUUCGCAGUUAUGUCAAGGAUGGGAAAUUGGUCAGUGAGAUCGUCGAGCAUGCGGGGUAGAUUUGGAUUGGAAGCAUUCGUGAUGUGUUGUUAUAGAUAUAUAGAUGCUUGCGGUUGCGGAAUUGUGGGUGCUGUUCCUGUAAGAUGAGACGGUCUAGGAUAGGCGUCGCCAUAUCAUGUACUCGUACGUACGGUGGAAGUGUAUUCGAAGAAAUUGAGAUGGAUUGUGAUCCUCGCC
Messenger RNA from Cercospora beticola, 2037 nucleotides. RefSeq names its product adenylyl cyclase-associated domain-containing protein. The record is from RefSeq and is a predicted model, not a curated record. Gene Ontology annotation, biological process: cytoskeleton organization; actin filament organization. Gene Ontology annotation, cellular component: cytoplasm. Lineage: Eukaryota; Fungi; Ascomycota; Dothideomycetes; Mycosphaerellales; Mycosphaerellaceae. Gene Ontology annotation, molecular function: adenylate cyclase binding; actin binding.